AUGCUGCUGUCGUGGUGUCUCCUCGUCGGAUCGACGGCUGUCGUUCUGAAGGCCGUGGAGGCUGUGCUGGCCAACGUGUUGGCGUCGCGCAAAGGGACCCCGAAGCCACCGGAGGGGCCCGGUGAGAUGCGGCCCAUGGUGGACCCGUGGGACCCGUCACCUCGCGACGGGUUUCUAACGUGGGAUGACUACUUCAUGGCUUUGGCAUUUCUGAGCGCACAACGAUCCAAGGAUCCUAAUAGGCAGGUUGGAGCCUGCAUUGUGAAUCAAGAGAAUGUCAUUCUAGGCAUCGGGUACAAUGGCUUUCCGCGCGGCUGCUCCGAUCAUCAGCUUCCAUGGGCCAAGAAAUCCAGAUGCGGCGACCCUCUUGGGACCAAGUAUCCCUACGUUGUUCAUGCGGAGGCCAAUGCCAUUCUGAACAAGAAUGCGGCCUCGGUCUCUGGAGCGAAAAUAUACGUCACACUUUUCCCUUGCAAUGAGUGCGCAAAGCUCAUCAUCCAGGCAGGAAUCAAGGAAGUCGUGUUUCAUGAGGACAAGGCAGAGGGCAGGGCCGUGGAUCCCACAUACUCCGCAUCGAAACAGAUGCUGAAAAUGGUGGGCGUCAAAUUGCGGCAGCACUCCCCCGGAAAGACUGUCACACUCAGACUGUGA
Molecule: messenger RNA, 651 nt
Organism: Ostreobium quekettii
Lineage: Eukaryota; Viridiplantae; Chlorophyta; Ulvophyceae; Bryopsidales; Ostreobiaceae
Source: the annotation of a GenBank genome assembly